This is a messenger RNA of Rhinichthys klamathensis goyatoka, 1329 nucleotides long. It is a transcript of the gene ppp1r3ca, whose product is annotated as protein phosphatase 1, regulatory subunit 3Ca. Lineage: Eukaryota; Metazoa; Chordata; Actinopteri; Cypriniformes; Leuciscidae. Bases 134 to 1108 code for a protein of 324 amino acids. The transcript has 2 exons. Gene Ontology annotation, cellular component: protein phosphatase type 1 complex. The record is from RefSeq and is a predicted model, not a curated record. Gene Ontology annotation, biological process: regulation of glycogen biosynthetic process. Gene Ontology annotation, molecular function: glycogen binding; protein phosphatase 1 binding.
CAGCAAACCUGGAGGUGUAGUCUUGAAAUAACCAAUUUUACAUUAAAAUCAGCGCUCGGAAUUGUUUACAAGUCGUGUGUCUGCUGUAAUGUGCUUUACUCAAGAGACCACUUUAAACUGAAGCACUAUCUCUAUGAGUUCCACAAGAGUUCUUCAUAUCCUCAGUCCCCCAAUACCGGGUCCAGUUAUGCCUGCGGAUGUGGCUGUGCAGCUGUACAUUACUCAUUCUCCCCCACUGUGCAGCUUCCUGAGCUCUUAUGAAGACUACAGGGCACGCAACCUGGUCAAAACCUGUUACAAACCCCUGCGGCCCUGCUUGAGCUCCAGAGCCCACCUGGAGCCCCCCUGUCUGGGCUGGCAGAAUCCAAAAUCUAAGACCAAGAAGAAGGUUGCGUUUGCAGACUCAAAGGGUAUGUCGUUAACAGCGGUGCAUGUCUUCUCUACUUUCGAUAAUAGAGAACCCGUCCCAUCCGAACCUCAGUUUGACCUGGAAGACCUAGAGAACGUCACAGCCACUCUCCAUAUAAAUUCUGUCCAGAGCAGAAUUCUAGACUUUCCACAGCCAGCGGCAGACUAUCUGGAUUUCCGUAGUCGGUUGCUGAAGAAUUUGGUUUGCUUGGAGAACUGUACCCUACAGGAGCGGGCCCUCACCGGCACGGUCAAAGUGCGUAACCUUGUCUACGAUAAGUCGGUUCAUGUGCGGAUCACUUUCGACACCUGGAAGAGGUUCCAGGAUGUGGAAUGCAUAUUUAUGAAUAAUGUCUAUGGUUGCCAGGAUACAGACACAUUCUCAUUUGCCAUUGAAUUACCUGGGUAUGUGGCACCUCAGAAUAAGUUAGAAUUCUGCAUUAGCUAUAGAACUGGAGAGCAGACUUACUGGGACAACAACGAUGGCCGAAAUUAUGGACUUGUUUCAACAUCUUGGCAACAAAACAAUAAAUGGAAUUCCUCAACUCAGAGUAAGAAACCAAAUGAACCCAGGAAGUUAGGCAGGAAAACACAAGACAAAACACAAGUUUAUAAAUGUAAAAGUCCUCUCCAAUCCAAUAGCAUUUUCCCACAGUGGCAGAGUUGGGGAAACAUUGCAACCUGCAGCCCCUACUGGUGACUUGAGCUGACGUAAUUAACUAGCUAACUAUCCAAAAGUGUUAAGCUUUUAGCAACAAUAUUUCUCUCGGCAUGACAACAGAAGAAGAUUAACAUUCUCUUAAAAGCCUUUAAUAUGAUUUACCUGCUGAUUAGAAGUAGAACUUUACCAGAUUGGAGAGGGAACAGAGGCUGGUUAAAAUUACAUGUUGCUACUGUGCAAUACAGCAUGUUUUAUUCUUU